CAACAAACAUGGCGACCCUGAGUAGGACGACACGAUGUUUACAUUCGCUGUUUUCACGAGUGCCGCGAGUAAUGGCAUCACAGACCCGGAGUAUAGGUGACACCUGGGUGGACGGAAGCUGUAUUGACCCUUGUACUGGACUUUCUGAAGACCAAAGAGAGAUGCAUAAGGUCGCCUUAGACUUUGCAAAGAAAGAAUUAUUCCCCAACAUGGCAAAGUGGGACCAAGAGGAGAUAUUCCCAGUUGACGUGCUGAAGCGCUGUGCUGCCCUGGGGUUCGGAGCUAUAUACUGUAAGGAAAACUACGGAGGUACCGGACUGACCAGACUGGACGCCUCUAUGAUAUUCGAGGCCCUGUCCCAGGGAUGUACCAGUACUACUGCCUACCUCAGUAUCCAUAACAUGUGUACGUGGAUGGUAGAUGAGUUUGGCUGUGACGACCUGCGACAGAGGUUUAUUCCAGAUUUAGCUACGCUGAACAAAUUUGCUUCCUACUGUCUCACAGAACCUGAUUAUGGGAGUGAUGCAGCUAAUAUCAAGACGACAGCCAUUAACAAAGGAGACCACUAUGUUCUAAAUGGAUCUAAGUCUUUUAUAAGUGGGGGAGGAGAGAGUGAUGUUUAUGUGGUCAUGUGUCGGACAGGAGAACCCGGGGCCAAAGGAAUAUCAUGUCUGGUGGUCGAGAAAGGCUCUCCUGGACUGUCAUUUGGACAAAAAGAAAAGAAGAUUGGAUGGAAUUCCCAGCCAACACGUCAGGUGAUGUUUGAGGACUGUGUGGUUCCUGUGGAGAAUGUUGUUGGACAGUUAGGGGAUGGCUUCAAGAUCGCCAUGAGGGGACUCAACGGGGGUAGAAUAAAUGUUGCUUCUUGUUCACUAGGAGCAGCCCAGUCGAGUAUAGAACUCUGUAGAGAAUAUUUAAAAGUUAGGAAGCAGUUUGGAAAAACACUGGAUAAUUUUCAGUAUUUACAGUUUAGGCUGGCAGAGAUGGCCACUAAGUUAGUUGUAUCCAGGAAUAUGGUAAGAACAGCUGCCCGGGCACUGGACGAGAACUGGCCGGAGAGGGUCAUCCUAUGUUCUAUGGCCAAACUUUUUGCUACAGAUGAGUGUUCAAAGAUAUGUAACGAUGCGAUACAGCUCCACGGUGGAUAUGGGUAUCUAAAAGACUACCCAGUACAGCAGUACAUGCGUGACACACGAGUACAUGAGAUUCUAGAAGGUACGAAUGAAGUGAUGCGGUUAUUGAUAUCAAGAGACUUACUAACAGACGAUGAGAGGAAAUAUGUCUGAUGAAGUGGAAAUACCUAAGUAACACUUUUACGAUAAAUGUUUCUGUGAUAGUUACAAACAGCUUCUGUUGUAGUUACAACAUGGAAGUUUACACAUGUGACCAUUGUGUGUGUGUGUCUGAUCAGUUAUUCCGGUGUCGAGUCUCGACAUUAUAAAUAUAUCAAAACCUGGUUAAUACUGUCACAUCUCUGUGAUAUUAAUAGUGCAGUUAGAACAUUGGAGAGGUACAGUAAACACUAUGCCGCUGGUACAAUGGCAAUUUGACCACUGUUUCUGUGACUGUUCUGCUUAAUAUCUGGUUAUGUUGGUUUUUAUGUACUAUCAUGUGUGAGCAUAUUAUACAUGUAUAUUUGUAAUAAAAGAGCUAGGAGAUAUUGAUGAAUCAGUGGUGAUCAGACAUAGUGCUUCUCAGAUUUUCUCACAUUUCUCACUGAAAAUAACAUCUUUGGGACAAACUGCUGCUGCUGCUGCUGCACAGGAAAAAUGGUGUCUUAAUUAAUGUAAAGGCUAUUCCAGAUGUGUGUAUGUAAGGGCUAUUCCAGAUGUGUGUAUGUAACGGCUAUUCCAGUAUAUGAAGAUGCAGGGCGGCACUCAAAUCUAGUAAUAUAUAUAUAUAUAUAUAGUUUUUAGUUAGCCAAAUGAAAAAUAAUUGUGUCUGGGCCACAAAGUAUAAAAGUGACCUCUAGCAUCCCCAUAUAUUUAAUUCUGUUAUAUCCCUCAUACAUGAAGCUGAUUAUCCAAACAACCUUUGAGCAUAACAUGAAACACAGUUAAACCUGUUUGAACUGAAUCCUUUAUACUUUAUAUUGUAAAACAUUCAUUUUCACUCUUUAUACACACAUUUAUUCAACCGGAUUCCAAAUUCAGACAUUUAAAAAAUUACAGUCGUUUUGAACACUAUGAACCAUAUUGUUUAAACCGGUCGAUAUAAAUAAGUAUUUCUAACUGUCGGUGCAUUUUGAUGUAAUUCAAAAAUUCCUAAUCCAAAACUGUCUUUUCCUAACAUAAAGUGCUUUUGGUCCCGGUGGCUUGAUAUUUUUAUUUUCAAAAUAUGCUAUAGUGUAUGUACAUCAAAGGAUCAAACUAGUCUUCUCAUCCACAAGGCGGUGUACACUGAGCCUUCGAUUUGGCUGUGACAUAUUCCUGAAAGCGUAAGUGAGCGUUAUCCCUGGGUAUCGAGGAUGCUUUACAUAUAGGAUCUUA
Molecule: messenger RNA, 2489 nt
Organism: Mizuhopecten yessoensis (Yesso scallop)
Lineage: Eukaryota; Metazoa; Mollusca; Bivalvia; Pectinida; Pectinidae
Product: isobutyryl-CoA dehydrogenase, mitochondrial-like
Exons: 11
Coding region: 9-1286 (425 amino acids)
Biological process (GO): lipid metabolic process
Molecular function (GO): acyl-CoA dehydrogenase activity; flavin adenine dinucleotide binding
Source: RefSeq, a predicted model, not a curated record